Messenger RNA from Andrographis paniculata, 438 nucleotides. RefSeq lists its product as uncharacterized. The record is from RefSeq and is a predicted model, not a curated record. Lineage: Eukaryota; Viridiplantae; Streptophyta; Magnoliopsida; Lamiales; Acanthaceae. The transcript is spliced from 3 exons. Bases 1 to 438 code for a protein of 145 amino acids.
AUGAGUAACUCUUCAUCGUCAGAUGAUGAAGAAGUGAGUAGAAUUUUCAUGGAGUCAUUUCAAGAGGAUGAAGCAGCAAUCUCCAUAUUGAUGCAAAACAAUGCUUAUUUGGAGCAGUUACUCAAUCCAUCUCAAUCAACCCAUCGAGGCUCUAUCCUAGGUCAUCGAGUAAUUAAUCGUGAUCGUGAAAGUUCAGAUCAUUCAAUUGAUGAGUACAUUAAAAUUGGUGAAUCAACAACAGUUGAAAAUGUUAAGAGAUUUUGUCGUGCCGUCGUAGAAAUUUUUUCAACUGAAUAUCUUCGACAUCCUAACGCUAAUGAUAUUUCAAGGUUGCUUCAUAUUGGAGAAUCUCGUGGUUUUCUAGGUCAAUAUGCAGGUCGUAGUGGAUCACCAACUAUUAUUCUCGAAGCUGUGGCUGAUUAUGAUCUUUGGAUUUGA